Abrus precatorius (Indian licorice) is the source of this 627-nucleotide messenger RNA. Its product is annotated as class 10 plant pathogenesis-related protein 2D-like. The transcript is spliced from 2 exons. NCBI's taxonomy places the organism in Eukaryota, Viridiplantae, Streptophyta, Magnoliopsida, Fabales, Fabaceae. Bases 43 to 519 code for a protein of 158 amino acids. Gene Ontology annotation, biological process: defense response; abscisic acid-activated signaling pathway. Gene Ontology annotation, cellular component: cytoplasm; nucleus. The record is from RefSeq and is a predicted model, not a curated record. Gene Ontology annotation, molecular function: abscisic acid binding; protein phosphatase inhibitor activity; signaling receptor activity.
AAAAUCUUGUGAAAGUAGCAUUAUUAUUGUUAAUUCAGAACAAUGGGUGUUUUCACAUUCGAGAAUGAAACCACCUCCACUGUGGCUCCUGCCAAGCUUUACAAAGCUCUGGUAAAAGAUGCUGAUAACCUUAUCCCAAAGGCUGUUGAGGCCAUCAAGAGUGUUGAAACUGUUGAGGGAAAUGGUGGCCCCGGUACCAUCAAGAAGCUCACUUUCGUUGAGGAUGGGCAAACCAAGUAUCUGUUGCACAAAGUUGAGGCAAUUGAUGAAGCUAACUUGGGAUAUAACUACAGCAUAGUUGGGGGUGUUGGGUUGCCAGACACAGUUGAGAAAAUCUCCUUCGAGUCCAAAUUGGUUGCAGGCCCCAAUGGAGGGUCCAUUGGGAAGGUCACUGUAAAGUACCAAACAAAAGGAAAUGCUGAGCCCAGUGAAGAGGAGAUCAAGAAUGGCAAAGCCAAGGGCGAUGCUCUUUUCAAGGCCAUUGAGGGUUACGUUCUGGCCAAUCCUGAUUACAACUGAACUAACUCUAUCAGUAAAAACCACCUUUAUAUAGAGUUUUGUUGCCUGUUAUACACUGUGUGCUUCAGUUGCACUUCAAUGCAACAACCGUUUUCUUUAUUUAUUUCC